This is a messenger RNA of Linnemannia hyalina, 912 nucleotides long. The record is from the annotation of a GenBank genome assembly. NCBI's taxonomy places the organism in Eukaryota, Fungi, Mortierellomycota, Mortierellomycetes, Mortierellales, Mortierellaceae.
AUGGCAGUACCAGGAGGAGCACAGGGCGGCGCGUCAUUUGAAUGCAGUCUCUCAGGACAAGUCCUCGCCGGUCAGUUCCGCCCCCUCUACGAUCGGCUCCUGGGUCUCUGUGAACAUGCGGCCCAUUCAAAGAUGUUUGAACACGAGUUGAAGUUCGCACCCGCUGUCCAGAGGCCGAUGUACUCUGCCAGGAACGACGAGGUGCAUUUGCGGUUGAGGGUCAAGUUGACAGUUCUGGAUACCGGCAGCAACAAAAAACCCAAUUCUUCAGCCGGACAUGGGAGCAGCGUGAAGAAGAGACUGAGGACAUCUACUGCCAACGGCGAUAUUGACAACCAUACAGCAAUAUCGACAACGACAGCGGAUGUAGAGAUGACACCUAGUACCCAGGAGAACAAAGACACGCUAGCAUCGGCAUCGGCACCAGUACAAGCAACAGGAAUGGGAGGCGAGAACAAAAACCCGGCGGGAGUGACACACUACCAUCACGAUCCCAAGACGGUGGUCAGUAGGCAGUACCAGUUGUGUCAAUAUGGACACCCAGAACCCGGCAGGAACCUUGUUGUCCGGUCAGCGAUCUUGGUCAAGAUCCAUGGCGAUGCUUUUGGAUUCAUGACGUUGCUUGGAUAUGGGUUCGAGGAGGAGUAUGUAAGGAGAGGAUACAGCUUUAUGUACAACAACAUCUGCAGGAUAUCUGUCUUCCGCGAAUACAAGUUGUCGAAGCAGCAUGACGCAUUUUCGGCAAUUGUGCCUGAGGAAGAGACGGCAGGAGGGACUGCUGCCGAGGCGGCGUCGCCGUGGCAGGUCGAGAUUACAUCGAGCUUUGUCUCGCAGGAGAACGUCAAUUCGAUGUCGGAGGAGAUCAACCUUGUCCGCAACCUGCUUGCUGGAUCUGUAGCCUUCCAGCAGUAA